Tupaia belangeri chinensis (Chinese tree shrew) is the source of this 1178-nucleotide messenger RNA. RefSeq names its product NFKB activating protein like (gene NKAPL). The transcript has a single exon. Gene Ontology annotation, cellular component: nucleus. The record is from RefSeq and is a predicted model, not a curated record. The annotation marks the transcript as partial. Gene Ontology annotation, molecular function: chromatin binding. Gene Ontology annotation, biological process: regulation of gene expression. Lineage: Eukaryota; Metazoa; Chordata; Mammalia; Scandentia; Tupaiidae.
CCCCUGUGCGGCGGCGGGCACCGCCACCACCACGCCCGCCACCCGCAGUGGGCCGAAGACUAUGAGAAGGAGAGGGAGGAGAGCGCUCGGCUGAGGAGGCUGAAGGAGAGAGAGCGGAUCGGGGAGAUGGGGGCGCCUGAGGUCUGGGGGCUGUCCCCGAAGUCCCCCGAGCCGGAUUCCGAUGAGCAUGCGCCAGCUGAGGGUGAAGAGGUAAAGAGCCUGAAGAGUAGCAGUCCGGAUUCCAGCUCUGAAAAAAGGAGCACAAAACCCAGCCGUUCAAAAAACAAGAAAAAAAGAAAGAAAAAGGUGCUCAGCAGAAAACGUAGGCAUUCUUGUGCCAAAAAUUCAGAUUGUGAGGCUAAUUCUGGCUCUGAUGAUGAUAAAAAGAGAGUCAAAAAAGCCAAGAAAGACAAGAAAAAGAAACAGAGGAGAAAAACAACCAAGAAAAAGAAGAACAGGAAGAUUAAAAAGGAGUCCAGUGACUCCAGCAGUAAAGAUUCAGAAGAGGAGUUGCCAGAAGAUAUCUGGAUUAAGCGGUCAAAGAUUGCAGAUACCAUGGGUUUAAUCGGUCCAGAAGCCCCUAUAAUACACACCUCGCAAGAUGAGAAGCCUUUGAACUACGGCCAUGCACUGCUUCCAGGUGAAGGUGCAGCAAUGGCUGAGUAUGUAAAAGCUGGAAAGCGCAUACCACGGAGAGGUGAAAUUGGAUUGACAAGUGAAGAGAUUGCUUCAUUCGAAUGCUCAGGUUAUGUCAUGAGUGGUAGCAGGCAUCGCAGAAUGGAGGCGGUAAGACUGAGGAAAGAAAACCAGAUCUACAGUGCUGAUGAGAAGAGAGCCCUUGCAUCUUUUAACCAAGAAGAGAGACGAAAGAGAGAGAAUAAGAUUCUAGCCAGUUUCCGAGAGAUGGUGUACAGAAAGACAAAAGGGAAAGAUGACAAAUAGGACUUGUUUGUUAUGCAGCAGGACUUUUAACAGCAGAAGUUUUGUGGGUUAAAACAGUAUUUAAAAGGUUUGCAGUGCUACUGCCACUGUACUACUGUUAGUCACUCAGGAAAAACUUUUUGAGAUAGUUUUAGCAAUUUAUUUUUUGUUUCUUUUUUUUAAACUUAAAGUAAUAUGUGCACAUGGUUAACAACUACUCAAACUUUACAAGAGGAGCGUUAAUAAAAAGUAAAUAC